This is a messenger RNA of Eutrema salsugineum, 2598 nucleotides long. RefSeq lists its product as uncharacterized. Gene Ontology annotation, molecular function: protein binding. Lineage: Eukaryota; Viridiplantae; Streptophyta; Magnoliopsida; Brassicales; Brassicaceae. Gene Ontology annotation, biological process: cellular response to UV-B. The record is from RefSeq and is a predicted model, not a curated record. Gene Ontology annotation, cellular component: Cul4-RING E3 ubiquitin ligase complex. The transcript has 10 exons. Bases 168 to 2444 code for a protein of 758 amino acids.
AAAAAAAAAAAGAGCACAAAAUUGCUCAAGCUUCUAUACCAGGUGGCAGGUUUAGGUGUAAAGUCUUUUGAUAUGUUAAAACUUCCUCAAAAACUUGCUUUCGUGUAGAAAAGUUCCUGAUAACAUCGGAAAGGAGUAGUUGGAGUUCAUUCUUAAGAUUUGAUUGAAUGGCUAUGCUUACUGAAAUCGCCACCCUUGAGGAGAAGUACGUUGAAUUAUGCAAGAAGCAUGGAAUCCUACCCAACACUUCUAUUUUAUCUACCUUCCUUGAGGCGGAGGAUAGAAAGUCAAGAAAUCAAAGAUGCAUCAUGAAUCUUUUAGUGGACAGAGUGAAUUACGAUGACUUUCACCCGCUUCUCGAGUUAUGCAAUGAGAUCAACACAUCCGAUUUAAUAGAAGGAAUCGAUCUCUUUGUGAGAUCCUCUUGUUCUUUGGAAGAUCAUUAUGCAUUGUCCUUAAUCCGUUCUGUCAGUCAAAAACUGCGACUUGUUCAUCUUCAUGAUUCUUUCGGAAAAACCUUCUGGCUGGACGUUUUCUUUAGAGGUUUGAGCUGCCAAGUAUUGAAUGUGAGGUCGUUGCAUUUAAAUAAGCUUAACAUCGUAGGAGAGUUCGCACAGCUGCACACCCUUAUACUCGAUAACAACCGUAUACAUGGUUUUGGGGAAGACUGUUUUUCUUGCAUGCCCAAAUUGACAUAUCUUUCGAUUUGCGACAGUCUAGUGUCGGAUCUUUGGACAACAAGUGCUGCUCUCUUGAAACUCCCUUCUCUUAAGGAGCUCCGGUUCCAAAUUUGGAUUUGUUGUAGUGAUUCGCAGUCAUCUUCAAACUCGUCCAUUGGAGCAGAUUUUUCAGAGGUUUUCGAACAGUUGGAUCCUGAUGAAGAGACUUUUCAUGGCAUGGAUUUCUCGUAUAAAAUUCCUGAGCAAGAUGAUAUGGAUUCACGUAUCUCCGUGUCUACAGAUCUGAAUGGAGAAGUAUUUUUGAGGGAAAAGGUUAGGAAAGGGAAAAUGCCGUGCAAAACCUAUGAUGGUUCAUUCGAAACACAACUUGGUAAUGUUGGGUUGAAAUAUAUAUCGUCUCACGCAUCACCGAUAUGUUUCAAAAAGCAUUAUAGGAUGUACAUGAUAAACUCUUUACCCAAAUUAAAAGUCCUGGACAAUUUGGCAAUCAGAAAGAGUGAUAGAGAUAGGGCCAUUGAGACAUACUCCGCAAACUUUGAGUACUUACCGUACAGGAGAAAGAACAAGGAAAGUGUAGUUAGAGUCCUGGAGAAGCGUGAAACGAGAUCAAGCAAAUGGAAAUCUCAGAAUUCAUAUAUAAGGUCUCUUUGUGCGGCUAGGAUGGGAUCUUCUUCUUGGCCUCUCUUGCAUUCGCUUCCUUUUAGUAGGAUUCACCGGGAAGAUGAAAACAGGAGAUUAUGUCCAAGGCAGUUUGAAUAUCAUCCGUUGGAUCCUAGCCUAAUGGUAUUUGGAACUUUGGAUGGUGAGGUGGUUGUUCUCAAUCACGAAAGCGGGAAAAUUGUACGCUACAUCCCAUCUCAUGGAGCUCAAAGUAGUAUCUUGGGACUUUGUUGGCUCAAGAUGUAUCCAUCUAUGGUUAUAGCUGGCUCAGCCAGCGGCUCACUGAAGUUGUACGACAUCCAAAAAGCGUCAUCCACAGUUACUAGUAGUAGCAGUCACACAACUUCUGGUUCUGUUACUUUUGAUGACUUUGACCAGUUAACCUCGGUUCAUGUUAAUUCGACGGACAAACUAUUUCUUGCAAGCGGAUACUCAAAGGACGUGGCUUUGUAUGACAUUGGUAGCGGAACACGCCUACAAGUUUUCGCUAACAUGCAUCAAGAGCACAUUAACGUGGUGAAAUUCUCCAACCACUCCCCGUCUCUUUUCGCGACUUCUUCUUUUGACAGAGAUGUUAAGCUAUGGGAUUUGAGACAAGAGCCAUCUCAACCAUGCUACACUGCCUCUAGUACCAAAGGAAACGUGAUGGUUUGCUUCUCUCCAGAUGAUCGUUAUCUUCUAACAUCAGCCGUGGACAAUGAGGUGCGGCAGCUUUUGACAGUUGAUGGAAGGCUUCAUCUGAAUUUUGAGAUAGUCCCAACAGGAAGCUCUAUGAACUAUACUCGAUCGUAUUACAUGAAUGGUAAUGACUACAUCAUCAGUGGAAGCUGCGAUGAGAGUAUGGUCCGUGUUUGUUGUGCUCAAACGGGAAGACGCCUCAGGGAUGUAUCUCUAGAGGGAAACGGUUCAGACUUCUCCAUGAUGUUUGUUCAGUCUCUACGCGGUGACCCCUUCAGGGAUUUUAACAUGAGUGUUUUGGCUGCGUACACGCGACCGAGCUCAGUGUCUGAGAUAGUCAAGGUGAAUUUGUUAGCAUCAAGAGAUUCUAUAGAAGAACAAUCUCAUGGUCUUCGUUGUUAUCCCUCAAAUAGCAUGGGAGGCUAAAAGACAAAAAAAAAAAAAAAGGAGAGGCUUUGUUGUUGCUUAUCAAAAAGCUUGGAAACUGUAUGAUUUUUGUAGAGAGGCAUGUUUGAAGUAUUACUAUCCUAAAGAGAUGUGUACUUGUGUAGUGUAGGAUAAUAAUAAUCGACAAGGAGAU